AUGCCUGGCUAUCGAGUCGCCAAGCUAUCGGCAGUUCGGGGACUGCUCAGGAGCCUCAGCGCCGCGAGCGGCAAUCAACGGAGUCAUGGAUACUUUUCGUGGGCGUUUGGAUCGGCUCAGAUGGCCGAGAAGAGUGGCGAGGGACCGCCGACACCUUUCAGUUGCCGGAUACGUCCGGUUCCGGUGCUGACGAGGAGGUUCUCGUCGGAGGUUUCUGCGUCGGAACAGAUAAAUCUGAUCAAACAGCUGAGGGAAAGGACGAGCGCCCCGAUCAAGGCCGUCAAAUCCGCUCUCGUCGACUGCAACUGGGAUAUCGGUUGGUCAGCCUGGCACAUUUUAUUUCGGCUUGUUAGAACAAUGCCAGCUUCUUCUGACGACGACUCCUCUUUGAUUAGCCCGACUAUAUUGCCACUUCGAUUGAUGCAGAUGCUGCACAGAAGGACCUGAGGAAGAGGGGGGUGGUUCUCGCAUCAAAGAAAUCGUCAAGGGCGGCUGCCGAGGGGCUUCUUGCGAUAGCCCAGAGCGACCGUAAGGCGGUAGUGAUUGAGCUCAACUGCGAGACAGACUUUGUGGCGAGAAACGAUAUCUUCCAAUCACUGGUUCGUAGCGCAUCACAUUCAUUCUUCAUAUUCCUGCGUUGAACAGGUUAAGGGCGCCGCACCACGUUUUGGUUGACCGAGUGAACUGUUAAUAGCGCAGUAUUGUCUGGUCUAGCUUUGUUAGUUUUAAAAAGCGUUUCUUCUGUCAUUCUUAACAUUUCUGAAAAUAAAGCUUGGCUAAUCAUGCGAAAUAGAGACGUCGCGAAAGAAAAUGAGAGCACUUGAAAUCAGAAUGAUUCAUGAAAGUUGAAACUAUGGGAUGAAGAUUCUCAGAGAGUCCCUGAGUGCUAUAUGGCGUUGCCUUAAGAAUGAAGAGAUAUCCACUCUAUAAAUUUUAUUUAGAUAUUUAUUUGAUUUAAGGAGCACUGUGGAGAAGGGAGUAGUUUGGAGGACAUGUCUUAGCACAUCCCAGCAGAAGUGGUUCCCCAGUGAUGCAAAGAAGACUGUUUGAGUCCUGCGGAUGAGAUAAUGCCAACAAGACUGAUGGGCGAAGAUGCCCUCAUUUUUUUGGUUUGGAAUUACGAGCAAGAGAGUGCAUGGGCUAAGAUUUGAGGAUAAAUAUCAGUCACCGUAACUAUAUCACAAUAUCUUAAUGAUGCCAAGAAAAUUGUACCUACUCUGCGAAAGAAGGCGUUCCGCUUUGAAAAGUUAUGUUACUAGCCCGAUGUUUGUGAAAGAUACUCGCUUUUAUAUUCCUCAAUCGUUAAUCAUUUAUUCGUCUUAUUUUGAGAAAGUGAUAAGUAAUAAUUCUUGCAGGCCACAUCCUUAGCAAGGAUGGCUUUGUCUGGUGAAAACUCAGAUCACCAAACAACAGCAUUUCCUUUUGGCUCAGAAUACUUCGAGGUAUAGGAUACCCUCUCUUUCUUCUUCAAAUGAUAAAUUGGUGGCUUUUAAAGCUCUUUAUUCAGUCUUUUCAUUUUCUAUUUCUCCCCCCUACCACACACACACACACACACACACACACCAACAAUUUUUUUUAGUACUAAUUAGAAACACAUACAUUCGCAUGCCAUCUCAUGUGCCGAGGCUCACACACAGCUAGGGUGCUUGGGUGCCUAAUAUGGUGGGUGGGAGAUACAGUGCCCUGCACGUUGGGCAUUUGUUCUUUUCGGUGUCUGUUUACAUGCUUGCUUGACUAUUCUGAUACAACUUCUUUACCUACUGCAGAACAAGAAAGUUUGUUUGGACCAUCCCAAAUUGAAUGGUGAAAUGACGAUUCAAAGUGCAAUUACAGAAGUGGCUGCCAUGGUCGGGGAGAAUGUAAAAUUUAGAAGAGGCUUUGCGUUGUCAACAUCAUCACAUGGUGUUGUCUGCUCUUACCUCCACACAAGUCCUCAACCAGGUUUGUCAGUUGUUGAAUAAUCUCUGUUUCAGGAAACUAAAUAGAUAUGCUAAGCUUUUGGGCCGUCCAUUCAUUUUUCUCAGUUGUUUCUUAAGGCCUACUUCUCUGUUCCCAUUUUAUUUAAUUCUUUCAUUCACUCAAAAAAAAAUUGUACUCAUUAAAUUUUUCAGUAGAUUGGUACCAUGAUAUGGAUGGCUAGGUUUAUUAAAGGGGUACAUUCUCAAAUAUUGCCACAAAAUAAAGGUGUAUGUGUAAUUCAAAUCCUUUCAGUCCAAAAUCUAAAUUUUAAUGUUUCAUGUGUGGUGAAACCCAGUUUUCGAUGAAGAUGGUGUCCAACCUCACUUCAGAAACGUUGCCUAAAAUCCUUGUAUAGCCAACAAUUGAAAGGGGGAGUCCGGACCAGAGCAACUAAUCCAAAUGAUCCUUCUUAGGGCUACAUAAGAUGUACAUUCUUGAUAAGGAUUCCUCUCAUCCUGCCUUCAUUUAAUGAAGGCAUUUCUCAUUCUUUAUUCUUAGAAUAGGAGUACCUUUCUUACCAUGCUGUUAAACUCGUCAUUAGAUGUUUUCAACUGAAAGGGAAAUACCCAAUGACUUGUGAAGUUCUCUAGCAGAGAAUACCCUACCCAUAGUUCAUUUGGAUAUCAACUGAUCAAAUAAUCUCAUGAUCAAUGGAUUUUCCGAAAUGUUUAUAAAACAUUUGCAGCAAAUGUUGAUAUUUCCAGAAAUAUCUGCAGCAACAGUUGAAGUACUUGUUUCUCUUAUUGAUAUCACCACUUUCCCAGAUGUGAUAGCUCUUCCGAUUGUGUUGAAUUCGCCGUGCAGUCUUUAAUUUGCUCUUUUGCUUUUUUGUGCUUUUUCCAAAAGGGAAGCAUGCUCGCAUGGAUUACUGAAUGUCCGUGGAAGUAAUAUUUUAAGUAGGAUGAUUUUUUAUCAUUGAUAAGAUGUCCCAAUUAACUGCCACGUCAAAACAUUGCCGUAUUUUGGGUGGGAAAUAGGACUAUUGGGAAGCAUUAUCUUAAGAAUGAGUGUGAAGAGUCAUGCUGGGGUCUAUCAAAGCAAGAAUAAGGUCAUUUUUUUCCUAUUUAUUUCUGUUUCUGGGAUUGCCGUGUCGUCCUAGAGAGAUGACUGAUAGGAUCCAACUGUGAUAAGUCUCCUAUCAUAUUAUGCAGGAAUGCAUGUUAUGAGAUUUUUAGGAGUACUAGCAGUUGAAUGAUGGAAAGUUGUGCAGAGAAGAACGGUAAAAAAGUUUCCUUGUAAGGCUGGUCUCGUUGGAAUAUAAAUGGUAGAUAUUGCACAAAUCUGUGAAGACUUAUUGAUUGAAUAUUACAUAAAUUGCUCUACGUGGAAGCGAAAAUUCACUAUUACGAAAAUCCGGACGGAUCCAAUGACCAUUGAAUACCUUUUGGAAUUAAUUGAUUUAAUCGAGUAGAAGCCAGCCACAAAAAAAAUAAAAUUAAAAUAGAAGGAAUGACUUUAAAAUUUACAUUUUUUUUCUCACACUCUUACAUUUGCACAUUUUUAAUGGGCCCACACAUCAUCACUCUUUUUUGGCUACAUGAUUAUCUCUUCAUAUAAUCCAUUAUAACUUAUAACGUGAUGCUGAACAUUGUAAGUAUUUGGAAGAUGCUGAGUUUUUAUUUCUUUCCGAGUCACUAGUGGGAUGGACCAAUUUUUUUUGAUAAAUAACGAAAUAUUUCUAGUGUUUCGGUCGAAGGCUGACCUAUGCUAAACUGACCUAACAACUUAACAGUGCUACAUUCCGAUUGAGGUCAAAAGUCCCAAGUUUGACAUAAAAAUCUCAACCACAUUCUGACCCGGGUAGGUCAACUGUGAAGGAGCAUUUAGUAAUAAUAUGAUUGGGGACCCGAUUCGACCCUCUAACGUUGUAUGAUGCUAUGGAUCGAUUCAGAACUUUGUUGCUGCAAUGGACCUCUCUUAUAUACACCAUAUUUAUCUUCCUGUAGGAUUAGGACGUAUUGCUGGUCUGGUGACCCUCGAAAUUGAAGACGGAAACACUGUGCUUGAUCCUCUUCAUCAGGUCGGUGCAUCAUUGGCCAUGCACAUAGUAGCAGCCAAGCCACUAUUCUUAUCCAGAGAGCUUGUUUCCUCUGAAGCUAUUGAGAGUGAGCGGGACAUCCUCAAAUCUCAGGUAUCCCCACAAAUCUUUUUCACCAAUUUUGCGCUCUCUGGCGUCUAUCUGCCUUGAAGAAGUUGCACUUUGUGGUAAUUUAUGCAUGACAGAGAAGACAAACUAUGAAAUCCUCUGUUCUCUCUCCCCACCAUUUUCUCAUGGCCCUGUAUUUUUUCCUACUAUUCAGUGGAAAUCCUCGCAGCACUGUUAUUUCAUUUUUAAUACGAUGUUCUUGGCAGGCAGAGAGCUCUGGGAAGUCUCAGAUGGCUGUCGAGAAAAUGGUUGAGGGUCGCCUGAGAAAGUACUUUGAAGAAGUGGUGCUGAUGGAGCAGAAAUUUGUUGUGAAUGAUAGCCUGACCAUCAAGGUCUUGUGGCAUCCGCUGCCCUCUCUGUUUGUUGAUCCGGCUCCAUCCAUGGCCAAAGUUUUCAAUUUUCUUUCUGCCCUCUUGAUCCUCAUACUCAGAUCAAUGCUCGUCUCGUCUUAUCUUUGCAGUCAGUACUGAGCAAUCUGUCAAAGGAGGUGGGCUCAGAAGUCAAGAUAGGAACUUUUCUCAGAAUGGAGGUUGGAGAGGGCAUCCAAAAGUAUGUUCUCCUCUUGAACAUGAUGAAUUCACCUCUCUGUUACAUCCAUCCAUCCAUACAUACACACACACACACACGUAUACGUAUGUAUGUAGUUAUAUUGAUGGGUGAUUUCAUAUGGGCUCAUCCUCUCAUUCACAUAGGAAUCCUAACUGGGUAUUUCGGUGCUCCUGCAGGCUGGAGGCAUCUGCUGCUCCUGAGGUAGGAGCCCGGGCAGGUUAG
This is a messenger RNA of Spirodela intermedia, 4876 nucleotides long. The record is from the annotation of a GenBank genome assembly. NCBI's taxonomy places the organism in Eukaryota, Viridiplantae, Streptophyta, Magnoliopsida, Alismatales, Araceae.